CCCAGCAGUGCUGUGCCGGAGUGCGAUAUACGUCGAGCAACCAUAUUUCAAAGAUGACGACCAAGGCGCAGAAGAUCACUACAAAAGAGCAGGCAGACACCUUCCUUGCCAAGUUCGAUGUCUUCCUCUUCGACUGCGAUGGUGUCCUGUGGUCUGGGAACACCCUCUUGCCUAAGGUCGCGGAGACUAUUGCCAUGUUGAAGAAGCUAGGCAAGCAAGUCGUCUUCGUGACGAAUAACUCCACCAAAUCCCGCGCCGCCUACAAGAAGAAGCUUGACUCCAUGGGCAUCCCAGCUGAAGUCAACGACAUCUUCGGCUCUGCCUACUCCGCCGCUGUCUACAUCAACCGCGUCCUCAACUUCCCCAAAGACAAGAAAGUCUACGUCCUCGGCGAGAGCGGUAUCGAAGAGGAGUUGGAAAGCGAGGGUGUCAGAUACUGUGGUGGUACCGACCCCGAGGAGAGACGAGCGAUCUCUCCGGAGGAUUAUGAUGCAAUUGGGCCUGAUCCGGAGGUCGGGGCUGUGCUUUGUGGGUUGGAUACGCAUGUGAAUUACUUGAAGCUCGCGAAGGCGCAUGCGUACUUGCAGGACCCCAAUGUGCUGUUCUUGCAGACGAAUGAUGACUCGACGUAUCCAUCUCACGGCAAGCUGUUCCCUGGUGCGGGAUCGAUUGCCGCGCCGCUCAAGUACUCUACACGUCGUCAAGCUACGGCGUUGGGUAAGCCAAACCAGUCCAUGAUGGAUGCCAUUGCGUCCAAAUUCCAGUUCGACAGAAGCAAGGCGUGUAUGGUCGGUGACCGUCUCAACACCGACAUUCAGUUUGGUUUGGGGGGAGGAUUGGGUGGGACGUUGUUGGUGUUGACUGGUGUUAGCAAGGUGGAGGAGAUCCAGGGUGAUGAUGCACCCAUUGUGCCGCACUACUAUGCGGAUAAGUUGGGUGAUUUGUACUCGGAGGAUGCGGCGAACUGAAGGGUGAGAAAUGAGAGAAGACAAGAUAUCGAUAGAUGGAUGAAGAUAUAUGAGAUCCCGCUGGGUAAUACAAAUAGUCCAAACUCCUGAACGCCAAUGACAUAACACAAAUGCUGCACACAUCCUCCUCUUUAAGCACCAGGUACAUAUCGUUUCCUCAGGGUUCGGUACCGCUUCAGGUAAUACAAUGUUUCCACCUCUACAUAUCCCAUGGUUAACAGCAACAUCCGCAACACCGACACAUAACCUCACCUUUUCUGAAAAACUCCGCAAACUCAAGCCCCUUCUGAAUCUCACCCUCAUCACUCAACCUCG
Saitoella complicata NRRL Y-17804 is the source of this 1283-nucleotide messenger RNA. Its product is annotated as 4-nitrophenylphosphatase. Lineage: Eukaryota; Fungi; Ascomycota; Saitoellomycetes; Saitoellales; Saitoellaceae. The coding region runs from base 54 to 968 and encodes 304 amino acids. The transcript is spliced from 3 exons. The record is from RefSeq and is a predicted model, not a curated record. Gene Ontology annotation, molecular function: alkaline phosphatase activity; phosphoglycolate phosphatase activity.